AUGGCUAAACCCACGAACCCCAAGGUUGAAACCAAGGCAUCAACGUCCAAAGCCGGCCAGAGCGGCAGCCCAAGCAAAACGCCAGAUAUUCUGUGGAAGGAGGCCGUCCAGAGGUUCCUCGACGAGAAUCAUAUCAAGAUUGAAACGUUGGAACUAAAUGGCGAUUUCGGAGAUGCCGAUGACGGGGUCGAAAAGGCCUCAAAAAUGUUCCAGAGAGCACGACAUCCGAAGAACAAAACUGACAAGGUCGUCAAAGCUGUGGGCGGAUGCUUGGACUUUAUAGAUGGGACUGUUGACUUUCUCAAGGAUUCUGUGCCAGACGGCUAUGGCACACCUGCAAAGAUCAUUGCCGGUACGAUUUCCUAUAUGAUUCAGGCGGCCAAAAAUAUGACAGAGGACUUUGACCUCAUCGAAGAAACCUUCGACAGUAUUCACCAAGCCAUCAAGGAUAUCGGCCUACUGAAAGACCGCCACACUCAGCAAGAUCAUUUCACGAGUCGCCUCAUGGAUAUCUUCCUCAAAUUGUUUGAAUUUUGCCAAUAUAGCACCAAAAUGUUCAAAGAAUAUAGCCGCAAAAGGCUGUACAUCACAGCGCUCAUGAAGGGAAGAAAUAAGAAUAUCCAGAACAAGUGUGAUGAAGUCAAUAAAGCCAUCUUGCUCUUUCGAGCCACAGUGCCACUUAAAAUCCUUGAGGUCACCAUUGACAUGAAUAAAAAGAUUGACGACCUACCCAGUAGCUUAGUCAUUGCGCUGCAACGAAUGAACCUCAAGGCAUCGGAGAUGCAGCAAAUUUUUGGUCCAAAGAAAUCCAUCACGGUGGAAAGGAUCAUGAAGACCUUCAAGGACAGCGGCCUUGAUGUCGACGCGAAGCGUUUCAUGGAAAAGCAAAUGAAUUUGAUCAAUACCCACAUCGCCCCAGACACUUUCUUAUGGUUGAGGGACGAACCGUCCUAUAAAUCGUGGCUCUGCGGUCAGGCCUCGCCCUUCAUUUACAUCUCAGGUUCCUCAGGUGCUGGGAAGACUUAUCUGACCUGCAGGUACUACAGUCUGAUCCAAGCAAACACCAAGUCUAACCAGAUAACCGCCGAGCUAGAGGGGAGCCGGCAAAGCACAUCAGUGGCAUGUUUCCUCUUUGAGUCAGGGAAAGAGGACUCACAGUCCUUCCAGGCCGUCCUCGCUACUCUAAUCCUGCAAAUUGCUGAGCAGGACCCUAAGCUCUGUGAGUCCAUGGGUCGAGAGUUGGAGAAGAUGCCAACAGGCGGCGACGAUGAUCUGAGCAUCGAAUAUCUUUGGAAAACUUUGAUCCUGAAGAAAUUUGAGAAAGCCUCAGAAACAUCCAGGAUUUGCUAUAUCCUCCUUGACGGUGUCGAGCAGAUGAAACCGAAUCACUGUCAGAACAUGUUGAAGCGUUUCCAGGCCCUCGAUAGCGACAGGCACUGCAUUCGCAUCAUGAUGACGGGACCUCCCAUCAUGCACGAGAAAUUGGGUCUGAAAUCAUUGCUCAAGAUCGAUUUGGACGAGAAAACCAAGUCAGCAGGAGACAUCUCAAAGAUCAUCGACCAUCGCAUCAAAAAUUCCAAGAACCUCAAAAAUUGCUCGGCCGCCGCCCAGGAAAAGAUAAAAGCAAAACUCUACUCCUGGAAAGAAAGUGCCAUGUCCUCCGUUGACCUUAUGCUCAGUGUCAUGGAAGAUAGCGGGGGCGACGAGGCCGCCGCAAUGACCAAGUUAGAAGGCGCAGACAGCCCCGAAUGGCUUUACAGGACAAUGAUUGAGAUCGUCAAGGCCGAAACCAAGAGGAGUGGCGACGACCAGAAGAGCCUCGAAAAGUUGUUUGCGUGGUGUACCUACGCAAAGCAGCCUUUGCGUGUCGAUCAACUAGAACAUCUCUGGGCUCUUGACACUUCGUCAGACAAAUUCGAUGGCCCUGCCAUGGCCACAGCGAACCAAUUAGUUCGACGGCUAAUCCCUGGUUAUAGUUUGCUCUAUACUAAGAAGACGGCGGACAAUCGACCGACGGUAUAUGGCGACACAGAUACCAUGCCCAUGGCUAAUGUAGAGCAUGAGUACGUCUUCUUCCGACAGGCUGCAUUCAAAGAGUAUCUGGAAACGAACAAGAACAAGAUGAUCGAAGAUCCAAUUCAAGAAAGAGUGAAUAUUUUUCUCACUCUUUGUGAGAUCCUCUGCGGUCAGAAUGCCGUUGGAGAUUCUCCUAGACAAUCGUUUCGCGAGUACGCAACGGUCAGUCUGAUGGAGCAUUUCAGGGAUAUAGACAUCCGACAAACCUCACCAAAGCAGAGCGCGGACGUUGUUGAAGCUUUGUCGCGGGUAUUGUCCAAUGACAACAACGUCUGUGCCGUUUUCGAAGCAGUUCUGGAUCGCCAGGGGAGAGAUUACGUGGAAUUUGACCUCUACGAUACUUUUCGUCCUGACACGAUGUUCCGGAGGUGGGAAAGGGCCAGUACCUUACUUGUCUGGGCAAAGAAGCUGCACUUUUACGAGGAGGAGGAGCUGUCAUUUCGCGCGAGAGAGUGGGUUGAGGCAAGCAUCAAGGCGCCACAGAAGAUGUUGGAGACUCUCGGCCGGGGUCACCUCGAGAACUGGGCGCAAGCGGUGACUGAGCAAGAUGCAGUUGUCCCUUAUACGCUUGCCUAUCGCGCCCUGUCAACGACAGGGAUAUUUGCGGAUGUUGUGGCCGAGACAAUGUCCAAAAUGACCACCGCGAUGCUGGAAUAUGGGCGAGAGCACUGUUUUAAAGACUCAGUGAAACUAGCCCGGGCCAGGAUCUCAGCAGCCUUGCUGUUGAAUACCGAUUCGAAUACUCCCGUGGACCGGGACAUAGCUGCCAAACUCUACGAAACCAAUAUAAAACUGAAGGAUACACCAGGCCCGGAGAAGUUCUAUUCUUCACUAGGUCUAGCCGAGUACCACGCCAACUCAGGGAACGAUGAUGAUCCUCCCGAUCUCGUUCGGAAGAAGUGGGAAAUGGUGCAAAAGCACACAGGCUAUACACUCCAGCACUGGACCGACGAGAAGGGAGCACUCGGCUCUGAAUUGAACAAUGAGCGCUGUACUGAGGCGUACUUGCUUGAGGCCCAAGCAUGGAGCAAAUUAGACAAGGACGACAAGGCCCUUGAGACCUGCAAACACGCUUUGCAACCAGGCGCACUGCAGUUCAGUUCCAAAAUCCUUGAAUUUCUAACAAUGAUUGUCGAGAUAUUUUUCAAGCGGAAACAAUAUGCCAGGGUCAUUGACGAAGUUCAGCAACAGUCGCAUCAAAUCAAAUGCGAAUGGAUGCUGUCUCGGUCAGAGUACUUGACCGACAAGGACGAUCGUCUGCGACAAGCCGCGGUGUUGUCCCGACGAGUAGACGUCCUCAUUCAAUUAUGGGAAGAAGCAAUCGAUUACUGGCAGCCCCUUUCACCAUUCGCGGCUGGGAGGCUUCGGGUUGGACUAGCUAUAGUGUACAGACACGACGCUCGCACGACGAAGAUGGCAGAAGCAGUUCUUGACAGCAUGAUUGUAGCCAUCAUGGCAGAUCCUAAUAUGUUGAAAGGGGGUCUUAUUCAGUCCAUCUUCCCGGCGAUGGUGGACAUCCUCUACGAAAACUUCAGCCUCACUUAUUCCGAUGAAACCAAGAAAAGGGUCCUGGCGAAGCUGGAGAAUCUGAUCAACGAGUUCGCGCCCACCGUGCCGAGAGGCACUCUCGAGCAGAUGCAUCUGGCUAGGGCGAUGAUCACCCUGGCAAAAAUGCAGAGAAAAUCGGGGGGGCCAGAAGCCGCCAAAGAGGCAGCGGUCUGGGCCGAGCGCGCCUUCCAAUAUUGUAUCGCCGAUCUCGAGGACUCGGUCGGAUCCAACGAUUGCAACGCGUUUCGUUCGCUUGCCAAAGUUUUGGUGUUUGCAGGCCUCAAAACAGAAGCCGUGAUUGCCCUGUCGCUGUGGUUUUCGGAGGUGAGAGAGUAUGACGACUCACAACCACGCCUUCUCCGUGCCGUCGAUGAGCCUGCAGCAGAAAAUAUCAUUUUGAUAGAAGAGGAAGAUGUCGCUGCAGAAGAAGCCCAACACGAUGGUCUAGCUGGAAUAAACCCGUCGCAGCAGACUCAGGCAGAAAAUGAACGAAAUGGCGAAGAUAAUGCGACAAAAAAUCCGUCCGUGGUCGACCAUGAGGCUUCGCCUCAAGAAAAUCAAUCAAACGGACAUUUAAGCGUGGGCGGUCUCGUCAUCUCGGACGAUCCUGCGAACGGCGGAUGCCACGCUCCUGAGCAAUUGGAGAUACAGACUCGAGAUGCACCAUGGAGCCCCCUACAAGCCAGCGACUAUCCUAUCCACCACAGCGAUACUCCGGUAGAGGAUGGCAUGUUGCCGGAAGUGCCUGGCGAUGCAAGAUCUCAGCCUCAUACUCCCAAUGGAGUGGUGUCCGAAGGACUAGACGAACACGGACUUCCCAACUUGCGUGGAGUUCCCGAGCCUGAGGAUCAGGACAAAGAGGACCUCAUCGAGGGGGAAAUUUCGUGCAAUGGCCCCUGCGAGCAUCCCUCCCUGACCAGGUGGCUCCCGGGUGUCAAAUUCUACUACUGCCUCGACUGCGAAGAAGUCGACCUCUGCGCCGACUGCUACGCCGCCCAGGAGAAGUACUUCACGGAGCACGGCGACGGGUUCUGGAUGAAGUGCUGCUGGGCGCGGCACGAGUUCCUGGAGGUCCCGAUCGAGGGCUGGAAGGGCGUCAAGGACGGAGAGAUAUGGAUCAACGACAAGAAGAAGUCGUGGGUCGAUUGGUUGGCAUCGGUCAAGGAGAAGUGGAAUAGGCAGAUGGUGACCGCUGCGAAGUAG
Molecule: messenger RNA, 4827 nt
Organism: Cladophialophora bantiana CBS 173.52
Lineage: Eukaryota; Fungi; Ascomycota; Eurotiomycetes; Chaetothyriales; Herpotrichiellaceae
Exons: 7
Coding region: 1-4827 (1608 amino acids)
Source: RefSeq, a predicted model, not a curated record